GUCGCUGGACAAGCUCCUCUCCUCUGUGUCCUGCUCUCCACCUGGCCUCCAUGAGUUUAACUGAAGACAAGUCAUUCCUCCCUGGAAGAUGGGAAAUGCUUCUGACACAUCUGACGUGUUUGCCUCCACCAUCUCCAAGGAGCACGACAUCUUCAUGGGUUCACUCUACAGCGCAUUUUGUUUACUGUCCCUCAUGGGCAACUGCAUUCUGCUACUUGUUGCAUAUCACAAGCGGUCAACCUUGAAGCCUGCAGAGUUCUUCAUCAUCAAUCUCUCCAUCAGUGACCUUGGGAUGACACUCUCUUUAUUCCCAUUGGCAAUACCAUCAGCUUUUUCACACAGGUGGCUGUUUGGAGAGAUCACCUGUCAGCUUUAUGCAAUGUGUGGUGUGCUGUUCGGUCUGUGCAGCUUGACCAACCUCACAGCCCUCUCCUUAGUGUGCUGCCUCAAAGUCUGCUUCCCUAACCACGGUAACAAGUUCUCCUCGUCACACGCCCGCCUCCUGGUGGUUGGAGUGUGGUGCUAUGCGUCUGUGUUUGCUGUAGGGCCCUUGGCACAGUGGGGACAUUACAGUCCCGAACCGUAUGGCACAGCCUGCUGCAUUGACUGGCUUGCACCCAACCACGAGCUUUCAGCUUUGUCUUACAUCGUCUGCCUUUUCGUCUUUUGCUACGCGCUGCCCUGCACCAUCAUCUUCUUCUCCUACACUUUCAUCCUGCUGACGGUGCGGGGGUCACGUCAGGCUGUCCAGCAGCAUGUGUCACCACAGACCAAGACCACCAAUGCACAUAAUCUCAUUGUCAAGCUGUCAGUAGCCGUAUGUAUAGGCUUCCUGGGUGCCUGGAGCCCGUAUGCUGCUGUGGCCAUGUGGGCUGCUUUCGGAGACGCCUCGCGUGUUCCCCCUGAUGCAUUUGCCCUUGCCGCCGUGUUUGCGAAGUCUUCCACCAUCUACAACCCCAUGGUCUACCUGCUGUGUAAGCCCAACUUUCGCGAGUGUCUCUACAGGGACACGUCUGUGUUGCGAUUGAGGAUCUACAGGGGAAGUCCACAGUCAGAUCCGAAAGAACGCUCCGGAUCCACCUCACAGCGCAACAAGGACAUGAGCAUCUCCACUCGCUUCUCAAAUGGACAGCAGGAGAGCUACGGGGCGUGUCUGCACUGCGCUGAGAGUGCAGAGCCAUGUCAUGUGACAACUCCCCAAAGGACUGCCUGCGUCCUGACUGGAUCCUCCUGCAGAGAGGUGACAGUUAGCCAGCUCUCGGCCAAACCGCAGGCUGAUUUACUCAAGUAGUACAACCUCCUUCGUUCAUGAAGCGAACAAGACAGGACAGGUGCUCAAAAAGACAGAGAGAUUACAAAACAACAAAGGGCCUGCACAAGCUAUAACAAGUGUGUCACCGAGACUCUAAGGCGUGACAACUCCAACAGUCUUGCAAGGACCUUUAAAAGCAUCCUUCCUGAAAGUAACUCAUAAAUGGCCUCAGUGGAAACAUACACAUCGUGCUUCCUUCAUAUUUGAAAAGGUCUGCCACAGAACUGUACACUUGUAAUGUCUCGAUGUCUACGUCUGUAUUAACUCGUAUCCUGUUCCUGUUAUUAAUGUACAGUCACAUAACUGGUUUCUGAAGGAGCAGAAAAUGAGACAGGAGAACCCCUGCUGGCUUCGAGGGUAAUUAGGCAAAUGUGUGACAUUUUAAAAAAGAGCUCAUUAUCUUUUGCAUACAGCAGGAAGAUAUUAAUGUGAGGAUAAACUGUGUUUAACAACUGACCUGUU
Messenger RNA from Scatophagus argus, 1774 nucleotides. It is a transcript of the gene opn7d, whose product is annotated as opsin 7, group member d. The coding region runs from base 89 to 1291 and encodes 400 amino acids. The transcript has 6 exons. NCBI's taxonomy places the organism in Eukaryota, Metazoa, Chordata, Actinopteri, Scatophagidae. Gene Ontology annotation, biological process: visual perception; G protein-coupled receptor signaling pathway. The record is from RefSeq and is a predicted model, not a curated record. Gene Ontology annotation, molecular function: G protein-coupled receptor activity. Gene Ontology annotation, cellular component: membrane.